Molecule: messenger RNA, 2054 nt
Organism: Emys orbicularis (European pond turtle)
Lineage: Eukaryota; Metazoa; Chordata; Testudines; Emydidae
Gene: ETV6
Product: ETS variant transcription factor 6
Exons: 8
Coding region: 381-1739 (452 amino acids)
Biological process (GO): cell differentiation; regulation of transcription by RNA polymerase II
Cellular component (GO): nucleus
Molecular function (GO): DNA-binding transcription factor activity, RNA polymerase II-specific; sequence-specific DNA binding
Source: RefSeq, a predicted model, not a curated record
GUUCUGUCUUUCAGUUUCUCUCUUCCAGGAAGGAAAACAUUCACGGAGAGGGGGAGAGAGCGAGAAAACCAGCCUCACCCUUCAGAUCUCAAAACAUAACACCGGCAAAUUAAAUCAAACAUAUUCACCCGUUCCUUCAAAGGGGAAAAAAAAAAAAACAACCAGCAACCAAACAUCACAACAAAACUAUGCGGGCUGCCUCUCCUAGGGGCAGAUCUGCAGGAUCUUUGGGGUUAUUUGGAAAGAUGGUUGGAGUAACUUCUCCUUAAAUGAUUACGUCUGUCUGUGAAGGAUUUCUGGGUUGGGGAGAGGAAAGGAAAGUGGAAAAAAACUGAGAACUUCCUGAUCUCUCUCUCCUUCCCCCCCCCUUUCUGUGAGACAUGUCUGAGGCUCCUGCUCAGUGUUGCAUCAAGCAGGAAAGAAUUUCCUACACACCUCCAGCGAGCCCAGUAGUGAAUUACCCUUCCUCGUCACCACUACAUGUCCCAGUGCCUCGAGCGAUCAGGAUGGAGGAAGACGCGAUCAGACUGCCGGCACACCUGCGCUUGCAGCCAGUUUACUGGAGCAGGGAUGAUGUGGCCCAGUGGCUCAAGUGGGCAGAGAAGGAGUUUUCUCUGAGGCCGAUUGACAGCAACACUUUUGAGAUGAAUGGCAAAGCACUCCUGCUCCUGACCAAAGAGGACUUUCGAUACAGGUCUCCUCAUUCAGGUGACGUGCUGUAUGAACUCCUUCAGCAUAUCCUGAAGCAAAGGAAAGCUCGCAUGCUAUUUUCACCUUUCUUCCACCCUGGGAACUCUAUCCAUGCUCAGCCAGAGGUCAUAUUACACCAGAACCACGAUGAAGACAACUUUGUCCAGAGACCUUCAAGACCAUCAGCAGAAACAGUCCAUCACAACCCCCCAACCAUUGAACUGUUGCAUCGUUCUAGAUCGCCUAUCACCACCAAUCAUCGGCCGUCACCAGACCCCGAGCAGCGGUCGCUGAAGUCCCCAUUGGACAACACUAUCCGCCGCCUCUCCCCAGCUGAUAGGGUCCCAGGGACAAGGCAUCACCAAGAGAACAACCAUCAAGAGCCCUACCCUCUCUCAGUGUCUCCUAUAGAAAACAACCACUGCCCGCCUCCUCCUGAAGUACUACAGAAGCCUUCCAGCCCCCGCCAAGAGAACACCAGGGUCAUCCAGCUGAUGCCCAGCCCCAUCAUGCACCCUUUGAUACUGAACCCCAGGCAUUCUGUAGAAUUCAAACCAUCACGGUUGUCUGAGGAUGGGCUACACAGGGAGGUAAAGCCUAUCAAUUUGUCCCACCGGGAAGAGUUAGCAUACAUGAACCACAUCAUGGUGUCCGUCUCCCCUCCUGAGGAGCAUGCAAUGCCAAUUGGAAGGAUAGCAGACUGCAGGCUGCUUUGGGAUUACGUCUAUCAGCUGCUUUCUGACAGCCGGUACGAAAACUUCAUCCGAUGGGAGGACAAGGAAUCCAAAAUAUUUCGGAUAGUGGAUCCCAACGGGCUGGCUCGGCUGUGGGGAAACCACAAGAACAGAACAAAUAUGACCUAUGAGAAAAUGUCCAGAGCCCUACGCCACUACUACAAACUAAAUAUCAUCCGGAAGGAGCCAGGACAAAGGCUUUUGUUCAGGUUCAUGAAGACCCCAGAUGAGAUUAUGAGUGGCCGAACAGACCGCCUUGAGCACCUUGAGUCCCAGGAACUGGAUGAACAAAUAUAUCAAGAGGAUGAGUGCUGAAGGAACCAACACGCACCACCUCAGUGGGUCCGUGGGAGAAAUGUCUGCCUGGACGUCUGGAGGAGUUUGGGAAGGGGAACAAGAACACAGGAGCAGAAUAUGGGGUCAACGCUUACCUUGAAGACCAUGCAGGACCCAAAGCACCUUAGUAAAAAUAAAAACUGGCAGAGGUGGUGGCGGCAGCAAGGUGGAGGAGAGAGAGCCUGGACUCAUGCACUACUUCGUUGUCCCUGCCAAGUCUCCCUUGACUUGUUUUUAUUUUCCUUUUGUUGGUUUGUUUCAUUCUUUCCUAAUAAAUAUGCAGUUUGCCUUUUC